Molecule: messenger RNA, 3963 nt
Organism: Vespa velutina
Lineage: Eukaryota; Metazoa; Arthropoda; Insecta; Hymenoptera; Vespidae
Exons: 16
Coding region: 728-3766 (1012 amino acids)
Source: RefSeq, a predicted model, not a curated record
UCCACUGUUGGCAGGCGUUUAUAACGUCAAGUAAUGAGCCGCAAUUGUAUAGAUCUUAAAUGGUAAUUGUAACAUUGUAACGGUUCAAAUUCUAAAAUAUAUAGGACAAUUCGUUUCUAUCGGGAUCGACUUAAUAACACGUAGAUAUGUAUUACAUCUAUAUCUCAUCUUUAUUCUUCUCGUUGUGCUUCUUUAGACGUAAUAAACGUCCUGGACUUGAUAAAAACGUCGUGACGUAUCUACGUAUUUCGAGUGAAUAAAAUGACGUUAUGGUGAAUGCCAAGCUGGAAAAAACCUAGGUAAACAGCUUACAUACUUUGUUUAUGUUAAACGAAAGGUGAUCAAGAGCCUCUGUUUUCUCUUACAACAUAAUUAUAUACUUAUUUAGUAUGUAUGUGUUCAAUUGUACGUGCUCCUUUAGCAUGGCAGGAUUUUUGAUCACGGCUCAUAUAUUCUAUAUUACAAGCCGGGUGAUAAUUUAUUCGUGAUAAAAAAUACAAUAAUUUAAAAAAUAUAUUUCCCCGAUAAGUUUUGUUUGUCACUCCAACAGGUAGCGCUGAUUAAUAAAUGAAUGUAUGCGCGACAAACGAACAAACGAACAAACAAACACACACACACACACACACACACACAUACACAUAUAUAUAUAUAUAUAUCUACGCCAAGAAAGAAAACAGCAACAAAUGCAAAAAUUAAGUAAAUAGCCAUAAUAUCCAGGAAAGACGAUAUGGAGGAGGAUAUACGAAAUACAAAAUUCCAUUUAAAAGUAACGCAAAUAACGGAAGAAAACGCUCUUCUUCGAGAAGAAAUCGCGAAAUUAGAUGAUAGAAAUUCAAUUUUGGAAAGGCAACAAAAAUAUUUCAAACGUCAAUUGGAACAAAUCCAUGAAAAAUAUAGUGAACUGCAACGAGAAUAUGAUGAACAAAAAGACAUAUUGGAUGAAGUUAGGAGAAAAGAGAAAGACAUCAACAUAGCACUCCAGAAAUCUACAAAAGAGCAACGGAUAUUAUUAACAAGAUUAGAAACGGUCGAAUUAAAGGCGCAAGAAGUAACAAGUCUGAAGAAUAAGUUAAAGAAAGUUACGAAUGAAAGGCUCGAAUGUACGAAGCAAAAGGAUGAAAUAGUUGAAAAAUUGGAUGAAAAGUCUAACGAGUGCGAAUCAUUGCUUAUGACAAUUACAGACUUGAAAAAAGCGAAUGAAAAUCUUCAAAGUAAUUACGAAGCGCGCGAAAAUAUGAUCAAAAUGCUACGAGAAAAUAAUCGUCAACUAGAAGAUGAAAAUGUGGAAUUAAAAUUACUCAUAAGUAUGAAUACUCGUACUUCUACAGACAAACUCUCUAAGACGCCACAUUCGAACGCAGAACCAUAUUGCAUGGUACACGAUAUUCCAUAUAACAGAUUCAACGAUACGUUUCUUCAAGAUUCCCUGUAUGACGAAUUGAAAGCUUCUGGUUUCACGAAUAUAUGCAGCUGGAAUGAUACGAUAAGCUACGAAUUGAAGAAGCAAGUGCAAUGUUACGAAUUAGAAAUUGAUAAACUUAUACAACAAACAGAAUGUGUUUUCCAACAAUUGGUAUCGGGACGCGACAAGAACUGUCUUCAUCUUAUAGAAAAUAUAAACCAUUGUACUGAGAGUUCUGAAAAGAUGAAAAAUUUGGAGGUCCUUAAACAAAGGAUACAAAUUCUUUUGGAUAUGGUAAACACAACAUCUCCAGAACCUAGAGGUAUUGAAAUUGGUAUUCAAGUGCCGGCAAUUUCAAGAACGAUAAAAAAUUUGGAGGAAUUGUCUAACUUAGACGAGGAAGAUCAUCUAGAAUGCUUUUGUAAAAACAAUCAAAUAAUCGCAUCUCAUGAUAUAUCGAAAGAGAAACAAGACCAAUUUACUAUAUCUGCGAAAUGUCCUAAAGUAGUAAUGGUGCCGAAAUCCUUCGUCGGCGAUCCAAUCAUACAAGUAUUCGAUAAAAGUGUUCGAUGUAUUACAAGUCCACGAAAAAAAAGAUCAACGGAAAAUAUCAGUUUAACUAGAUUAGAAAGAAGAAAAACUAUUCAUAAGUUAAUGUUCUGUAAGAAUUCUUAUAAUGACGCUGCUACCAAAACACGAGCCGAUAUUAUGGAUGACGGUAAUGGAGAUUACACGGAUAAUGAAAGAUAUGUAACAUUUAUGGGCCAUUUAUCGUUACCAAUAGACUUUUCGGUUACAUCCAAACGAGUCGCAAUAACGCGUAAUCGUAAAUCAAAGUCCGAAUCUAGUCUACUUCCUGAAAAGAAAGCUUUAUUUUGUCGGCCUUCGUUUAAUGCUUUCAUGCCAUUAUCAGCGGAGCCAUUAAUCAAUGAAGCCAUUGAAAUGAGAAAAAGAUCCUUCGACGGGUCAACUUGUGAAGAAGUUGAAAGAGUAAACAUGUUUCCCGUACUACUCAAGCAGAACGAUCGGCAGAAUUUAACAAGCUCUCAUGGAUACGCAUUCGGAGGUACCUAUCGGUCAUUGAACGAUAGUAGUACAGAUUCUUCGAUUAGUUCGUCGUCUCUUCGAUCCAAUAAUCUACUUCCCCAAGAUUUUUCUAUAGACGAGUUGGAACACCGUCCGUUUGAAUUACACCGUCCUGUUCACUUGGCUCCUAUGAAAUUGAAAUUCCCGUCGGAUAAAGCCUCGCCUUUCACCAAAGAGCAACGUCUUACCAAUAAGGAUACACAACGAGGAGAUUUCACUGCAGCGAGUAAUAAAUUGCUCGAAAAUAUAAAAUCGAAAACGAACAUCCGCGAAACAAAGGAAUAUAAAAUCGUGGAACAUUUUGAGGAAGGUCGUUUAAACAGAGAUUAUUAUAAUGAAAGCCCCAAUAAUUAUCUCAUGGAUAUCAAUAAAGAAAUCUAUUCGAUCAAUAGUGAAACAUAUUUAAUCGAUAAAUUAACGGGACCCAUUUGCCGCGAUAUAACGUCUAUGUAUUUUCGAAGAUUCUCUAAUUUCGACCGAGAGUGUUAUACGGAAGAUCAUCUACCAGCUGCAUACUCAACACCGAUGCGCAUCGACUCGAAGGAUAAAAAUUUGUCGAAAAGUAAAAAUAAGAAAGAUGGCGAUAAUUGUGAGUCGCUCGUACGACGAUUCGCUGAUUUGGAAAUGUCAAGAAAAAAAUUAUCCUUAUUUAGGAUAUACAAGGACCGUUUGAACGAGAUGAAUAACGAGGAACGUCUAGAAAAGGUCGACUCUGGAGAUGGAGAAGAAACAGUUUCGAUAUCACUUUGUAGUUUUGCAAAUAACAGCGCGUUGUCGCGAAGUAAAUGUGUGCUUACGAACAGAGAGAAUUCCGAUGAGUAUUUUAUGUCUAAUGUAGCACAGAGAAACAAUACGGAAGGAAGAACGAAUUGCGCAACUGCAAGGGAAGAAAAGAUCAGGCCGACGUCGUCGGAUGGUGAAAGUCAAAUCUCAGAUAGCAAAGAAAGUUUUCUCGACAGAACGCAACCGAGAAAGAAUUUGCUAGAAGAAAAUAAGAGCGUACUACAAGUUUGUAAAUUCUAUCAUUCAAGUUCGGCAAAGUCGAAAAUUGUUGGCGAAGAAACAAGAUUACGUACUUCGGUAUCUCAUUCUUUCACGAACAUCCAUAUUCUACCAUCGUGGUGCGCGCUCAUUUUUUAUGCACUGGUAUUUUUUUUCGGAUUUUAUGCAGUAAAUAUAUUUUUAUAUGUCGGGCCACCGUAUAAAUGGUGGUCACUCGAAGAAAUACUCAAUCGAUACUUCCCAAUUACAAAUACGGGAUGUUCACCACCUAUAUGAAUAUUAAGUCGAUUAGUUUUGACAUACAUACAUAUAUGCAUAUAUAUGUUGUAAGUAUACGUUUAAACAUAAUUAUUACAUGCCGUUUAUUAAAAGUAGGUAUACAUUGUAUUUAAAACAGUGUUGUCAAUUAAAGUAUUAAUCAAUUAUAGAGUGAAUUUCUUUUUUACAAGUACAUAUGUCGCAUAGUUAAUAAA